AUGGAUAUCACUAUCGACGAGAACGAGCCUGAAGAUUCGGUAGAUCGGUAUGCCAUGGACACCUACGUGUCGGGUGAAGAACAACUCUUCAUACCCCCACACUGGCAUAAGAAUCACGCCGAAUACUUGACGGUCCUUGAGGGCAGGAUGGAGGUUUCUCUAGAUGGCCAGAAGGUGAUCGUGGAAGCCGGGGAUCCUCCAGUCCUGGUGGCGCGCCGGGUUGUACACAGCAUCAAAAGCUUCGAGGGGGAGAGGCUCGUGUUCCGGGAGAGGCCAGAUCCUGCCGGUCUCUACAAAGCCCUGUAA
Pestalotiopsis fici W106-1 is the source of this 306-nucleotide messenger RNA. RefSeq lists its product as uncharacterized. The transcript is spliced from 2 exons. NCBI's taxonomy places the organism in Eukaryota, Fungi, Ascomycota, Sordariomycetes, Amphisphaeriales, Sporocadaceae. The record is from RefSeq and is a predicted model, not a curated record. The coding region runs from base 1 to 306 and encodes 101 amino acids.